This is a messenger RNA of Rodentolepis nana, 1335 nucleotides long. The record is from the annotation of a GenBank genome assembly. NCBI's taxonomy places the organism in Eukaryota, Metazoa, Platyhelminthes, Cestoda, Cyclophyllidea, Hymenolepididae.
AUGGAAACUCGUAACCCAUCUCCGCCUCCGGAUUUUGACUCGACCACCGAGGAAGAUGAUCAUAUUGGCAAUAGUGCCUACAGCAAACGUUGGCUUUAUUCACUCAUCCUCCAAGUUCUCACUAACUUAAGCCAAAUUGGUGAAAGUAUUGAUGAUGUUGAAGAAGAACUAGACUCAAUCCUUGAGGAUGACCUCUGCAAACUUUGGGACAUAACAAGUGACCAAUUGCUUUUAGAGCAUCUUCGACCUUUCCAACUUGUUCCAGUUUUUACCGAGUGUAUUCACAAGAGCAAAAACCCUAGGCUAAUAGAAAUUUCACUAGGGAUUUUAGCAAAUGUAUCCCUUGAUGACGAACAAUGUGGAGUACUUUCGGAAGAUCCAACGUUCAUGUCAAACUCCUUGGGAUUAUUGUCUACGGAUGAUACUCGAAUACUCAUUGAGUUAUUUAGACUCUUGCGUUCCGUUUUGGCCUCAAGAUCUCAUCGCCAGAUCUGGCUAGAUGCCGUCCAUUUUGCUCCGGAAUUCAUUGAAAGAGUUAAUUUUAUUUUAGUCAGUUCAACUAAUGAGACUAUUCUACGAAUCGAUGAUAGUAUCGGAGAAUUAUGGUGCAAUACAAACCUUCUUGGUUCCUUGCAAGAUGCUCAACGUCAAAUGUGUUGGAUUCAAGGUGAUGAGGUGGAGGUCAUCUAUCGGAUUAUCUACAUAUUCUCUACCAAUUCUACUGGAGUGCGAACUUUGAUGUCAAGUGUAGAGGAUGUGUUUCCAAAUUUUGGAGUCCUGUUACGGAAGAUCUGCGAAGACGAACCGCAUUUAAUCCCCUUUUAUCAGUAUAAUUCUGCCCUGCGGCUAAUUUUGCCCGUUAUUGAUGUGAUUAUUACAAACCUACCGGCUAAACAGGCUCUUGCUUCAUUCCACUUUGACAAGGACAUCCUACCGUGUCUGCUACAAAUAGUUCUCGGAUGUGUUCAGCAAAACUUUGUCUCUGGUGAAGUGACUCUAGAUGGUAUCUGGGAGGAUUUAUCGGGUCUCUUCAGCGGCCUCAUUCAACGUGUUCAUGAACACCUCCAAAAAUGUAUGACAAGUGAAUUAGCGCAAGACUCCAUUGAUGUGCUCCACUAUUUAACUGACAUUGAUCAGGGAAGUGAUGAAAUGUGUAACUCGUUUGUUCGGUGCUGCUUGUAUCGUCGUGUUCAAGUAUCAAUUGAAAGGGAAGGUGUUUCUUAUAACUCAAAUAGCAAUACGGCUGUGGAAGUACUGCGCGGUCAAUUGGUUUUCGUAUGUCAACAACUACACCUUUCCAAACUUCUUGAAUGCUCAACUACGGAUCACAGAUAA